Molecule: messenger RNA, 2460 nt
Organism: Jaminaea rosea
Lineage: Eukaryota; Fungi; Basidiomycota; Exobasidiomycetes; Microstromatales
Product: putative mitochondrial precursor protein import receptor tom70
Exons: 1
Coding region: 21-2015 (664 amino acids)
Molecular function (GO): protein binding
Source: RefSeq, a predicted model, not a curated record
CUCUCAACACUCUUUCCUCGAUGGCGAGCACGACGACCAACAACAGCGCUCAACAGGCCGUCGACGCUGCCUCUACGCAGGCACACACGACGGCUAAUCGCCUCUCGCGAUGGAUUGACGAGAACAGGAACCUCGCCAUCGCCCUCGGUGUCGGAUCAGCCGUCGUCGCUGGAGGAGGAGCCUACUACCUGCUCAGCGGUAGCAGCAGUAGCAGCUCGAAGAAGUCAUCCAAGGGCAAGUCAGCGCCCGAUGGAGCAGAUGCAGCUGAGAAGGGAAAGGCAGGUGGCAGCGAUGAUGCAGCAGAGUCGGGCUCAAAGGGGACCGGCGCAGCUGCAGCAUCAUCAAAGUCGAAGAAGAAGAAGAAGAGCAAGAAGGGUGGAGCCGGCGGUGGUGGUGGUAGCAGCGGCGACGAUGCAUUGAAACGCCCUGACGGACCACUGCUGGAGGAAGCAUCCGACGAGGCCCUCUUUAAGCUGUCCGCGGACGAGAUCGCCAAGCUGCCAUCAGAACGUAAAGAGUCGUUGGCUCAAGCGCUCAAGGCUGCGGGGAACAAGGCUUACCAAGAGCGUCGCUUCGAGCCUGCAAUCGACCUCUACACAAAGGCUAUCGCGGCGCAGCCUCUCGCAGUCUUCUUCUCCAACCGCGCUGCCUGCUACUCGAACCUGUCCAAGUACCGCGAGGUCAUCAAGGACUGCGACUCAGCCCUCGCCAUGGACCCUGCUUACAUCAAAGCUCUCAACAGGAGAGCAGUGGCACAAGAGCACCUCGGCGCAGACGCUGACGGCGAAAAGCCCGGCGCUGAGCUUGACGAGAAGAAAGACCUCCUCUUUCGCAGUCUGUGCGACUUCACCGCCGUUGCUCUCCUCGGCCACUUUUCUGAUCAGACGGCCACAGAGAGCGUCGAGCGCGUCCUCAAGAAGGUCUCGACCGUCAAAGCGAAGGAGCUUCUCAAGACUCGUGAGCCCAAGCUGCCGUCGCCCACCUUCGUCACAGCCUACCUCGAGGCCUUCCGUAAGAAGCCGCACCCCACCCUGCCUGACUCUCCCUCUCAGGGCGACCAGACGCUCCUCCUCGCCUUCCAAGCCCUGGACGCGCGCAACUAUCCGCACGCUUGCAGCCUCUUCAACGAGGCUGUCGACCAGUCGCCAAGCACGGACGAGCUCAAGGCGCUGGCCUAUAACAUGCGCGGCACCUUCCGCUUCCUGAUUGGCACCGCACCUGGCGCUCUGGAGGACCUCAACCAGGCUACGGAGCUGCAGCCCAGCCACGUCCAGUCUUGGGUCAAGAAGGCUUCCGUACAUAUGGAGCUCGGCGAGAACGAGGCCGCCUUCUCCGACUUUGACAAGGCCAUCGCGGCCAACCCGGACGACCCGGACAUCUACUACCAUCGCGGUCAGGUCUAUUUCAUCCUCGGCCAGUUCAAAGAAGCAAUGGCUGACUACGAAAAGUCCACCAAGCUUGACGACACCUUCAUCUUCUCCCAAGUCCAGCACGCAGUCGCGCAAUAUAAGCUUGAGAACGUCGGAGGCUCUCUCGCUUCCUUCCGUCGCAUCUUGCGCAACUUCGAGGGUAGCUCAGAAGCGUACAACUACUACGGCGAGUUGCUCCUCGACCAGGGGAAGCAUGAGGAGGCGAUGGAGAAGUUCGACAAAGCGAUCGAGAUUGAGAGCCAGAGGGACUCCAGCCGAAACGUCCUGCCAAUGAUCAACAAGGCUUUGGCCCUCUUCCAGUGGAAGCAGGACAUUGCGUCGGCCGAGAGGCUCUGCCGCGAGGCACUCAAGAUCGACGAGGACUGCGAUGCUGCCGUUGGUACGCUUGCGCAGUUCAGCCUGCAGUCGGGCAAGCUUCAGGAGGCAAUCGACUUCUUUGAGCGCUCGGCGAAUAUCGCCAGAACGGAGGGAGAGCUCCUGAAUGCCUUCUCGUACGCUAGUGCAUCAAGAGCGCAGCUCAACUUCAUUGAGAAGUUCCCGGCGCAGGGUGCGCAAUUGUCGGCGAUGGCGGGCGCCAUGGGAUAGAGUGGAUGACUACAUGGAUGGAAGGGAUAAGGCAGUUGUGCUGACGAUGGGUUGAUGGAAUUGCGUUGACGGACGCGUCUCAAAAGUCUCACGCUCGGGCAUUGCUUCUCCGUUGGUAUCACAGACUCCUCGAGAUGCAAUUCGAGGAACACACAUCACUCUCACCACGCAAUGACUACUGAGACUCGUCCUGAUGGUUCGCUGAUCAAUCGACUCUGGUCUGAUUGCACUACGCGCAUGUCGUAUCGUAACGUGUAUCGUGAAUGCUACAUGCACAGCCUGAUCCUGAGGAGAGGACUGCUACUGUUGAUCGGGUAUCUCUCUAGACUUUAGCUGAUAUAGCCGUCGGUCUAACGUCAAGUGUCCCUUCUUACUCCUUCCUCUCUUGCGCUGAUCAGACCUUGGUCCUCCCUCCCCUUCUGCGUCCUCCUCCGCAGCCUUGGCA